AUGACUUCAAAAUACAGGCCAAUAUAUAUUUUCUUGUUGCUAUCUGCUGUAUUUUUCCUGGCAACGAGGAUAAUUAUCGUUCGCCCAAGAGUAAGGGAAGGAUCACUUGAUGACUGGUUUUUCACUUAUAGUGAAGGACCUGUACUCAUGAAAUGGGAAGGAUAUUUGGAACUGUAUGACCGAUAUUUCUCGAAGUUCAAAGGGAAAAACGUAACAAUGCUUGAAAUCGGGAUACAAAGUGGAGGAUCAAUUGAAAUGUGGCAGCAUUACUUCGGUCCAAAGCUGAAUUUUGUUGGUUUUGACAUCAAUCCUUAUUGCAAGAGGUUCGAGAGAAAAAAUGUACAAAUCUUCACGGGCUCUCAACUUAACCGAGCAGAUCUUCAGAUGCUCCAUAAAUCUAUAGGCCCGGUGGAUAUUAUACUCGAUGAUGGAGGCCAUACAAAAAUAAUGCAACAAAAUAGUUUUGAAGAACUAUUUGGAGCAGUCAUUGAUGGAGGUUAUUAUGUGGUUGAAGAUAUUGAGUUCAGUUAUACUCGAGAGUUUGGCUCACAUACUUUUGUUGACUAUGCAAAACAGCUUGUUGAUGUUUUGAACAUGUUUUAUUACAAGAAAAAGCACGUACCUUCGCUACCAAACUUCAAUAGCGAUUUAGCGCUUAACUUAAGUGGAAUUCAUUUCCAUGAUAAUAUGAUUGUCUUUGAGAAGCAAAAAAGAAAAGAACCAGUUCUCCAAAUACGUGGUACUACAAUGAUGGAUGAAAAUGGAAAAUAUCUUAAGAGACCGGCAGAAACAGAAUAUAAUGAUGCCCAACAUCAACCACUUUCAUUUCGAGAUAAGGAGCUUAGGAAGGCUAGAAAACUAGUAAAGGGUUACAAAUGGAAUGUUUAG
Messenger RNA from Bathycoccus prasinos, 888 nucleotides. RefSeq names its product O-methyltransferase I. Bases 1 to 888 code for a protein of 295 amino acids. The record is from RefSeq and is a predicted model, not a curated record. The transcript has a single exon. Lineage: Eukaryota; Viridiplantae; Chlorophyta; Mamiellophyceae; Mamiellales; Bathycoccaceae.